Messenger RNA from Cyprinus carpio (common carp), 2200 nucleotides. RefSeq names its product cold shock domain-containing protein C2-like. Gene Ontology annotation, cellular component: cytoplasm. Gene Ontology annotation, biological process: regulation of mRNA stability. Gene Ontology annotation, molecular function: mRNA 3'-UTR binding. The record is from RefSeq and is a predicted model, not a curated record. NCBI's taxonomy places the organism in Eukaryota, Metazoa, Chordata, Actinopteri, Cypriniformes, Cyprinidae.
ACGCGUCGGUUCUCCCGGUAAAAGCGUGUGCACGGGGAUCUCCUCAACACUCGAGCUCCUCAGAGCGGAUCUGCUUCAUCUCACAUAACGGCGAUCCACGGGACGGAAGCAUCUGCCAACUCCAGACAGUUGUCUUCUGCAAGCAUCUGAGUUCAGAGAGCAGACUGACCCAGAUCUUCGCAUCGCACCCCGUGCCCGUGACUAUGGCGGAACCGGAGCUGUCGUCCGCGGCGGACCCGUCUCUGCGCUCUCCGCGCUCGGCGCCGCUGUUGCUGUCCUUCCCGUUCCCAAGAGAAGGUAGCCGCGUUUGGGAGCGAGGCGCGCUGCAGCCCGGGCAGUUACCGAGCCCUCUGCCCACCAAACGAACGCGCACGUACUCAGCGACUGUCCGAGCAAACGGAGGUCCCGUCUUUAAGGGCGUGUGUAAAAACUUCUCACGGUCGCAGGGUCAUGGCUUCAUCAGACCAGCUCACGGCGGAGAGGACAUCUUCGUACACAUCUCCGACAUUGAGGGAGAGUACGUUCCUGUGGAGGGAGACGAGGUCACGUACAAGGUCUGUCCAGUCCCGCCCAAGAACGUGAAGGUCCAGGCCAUGGAGGUGAUCAUCACGCACCUCAGAGCAGGAACCAAACACGAGACCUGGUCGGGCCAGAUCAUCCGCUCCUAGGAUCCGGCCGGAGCAGGACUGCACUGCGGGGAGGAGGGUGGCAUCACAGAAGUUUACGUAGAGUUUGUUUCUGGUUAAAUGAGUCCUCUGUAGGUGUGAGAGACUGAGAUGAUGGUUGAACAUCCUCAAACUGGACUGUGAAAGAGUCAAACACAUCGAUCCAGUGGCACAUGCUACACUUGUGGCUGCUUUUGGCUCUUAUAUUUAUUGCUCUUUAUUUAUGCAUUCAUUUUUGAUGUUAAAUAGAUGGUAAUAGGGUGAAUCUCACCAAAAAACCUGUCCAGAACGUAUCAUAUCCACAUUCACAAUCAUAUUCACCCCAAAAUCAAAAGGAAAAAAAGUAAGCAAUUAUGUCCUGCAUAAAGACUAUUUUCAGGACAAUUUCACAUUUAAAGCAUCAUAAAUUGUUAUAUUUGUACUGACUUUAAGCAUUUAGAUGCAUUUUAUUCAUGCAUUUUACUGAUUUUAAUUAAAAAAUCAUGAGAAUCAUUGCUGAGAAUAAAAAUAAUGACUAAAAACGUGGUACAGCAUUCAUUGUUUUACUUAUAGCAGUUAGAUGAUUUAUUCUCAUGAAAGUCACAAUGCAAAAAAAAUCUGAAUGAUCCUAAAAAUAACCUUAAUUUUCAUUAUGCUAGAUAUUUUUUAUUUGAUUUCAGGGUGAAAUAUGAAUCCGAUGUAAACAUGAUCUUGGCAGGUUUGGAGGGUUUCAUCCAUUAAAGGAACACUCCACUAUUUUGAAAAUAGGCAAAAUUUUCCAACUCCCCUCGAGUUAAACAGUUGGUACGGCAGCAAACUAUUCAUUUUCCGUUGGUCUUAGUACACGAUGUAACUACAGAAGUCAAGUUUUAAAUAGGAAAAAUAUGGAAACUAUUUCCUCAUUUUUGAGCGAGAUGCUAACGGUCUAAUCAGAUUCAAUGAUCUAUGCUAAGCUAAGCUAAAAGUGCUACCGCCAGACCCAGAGAUCGGCUGAAUGGAUUCGAAAACGGUAAAACUCAACUCUAGGGGAGUUGGAAAAUGAGCCUAUUUUCAAUAAAAUAGUGGAGUGUUCCUUUAAGCUGUGCUAUAUAUGCUGGAACUGAAGCAUCAUGGACUAAUAUUGCACUUGAAACUUGAAAAACCCCAAAUAUAAACUGCCAAACUGACUUCAUCUUCCAGAACUAUUUCUCGAGAGCUUUUCAGGGUAAAAACGAGCAGCAUUGUCUAGACCAGCUGAAGAAUAACAGCCGGCUAGCAAAACCAUUUAAACACAGCAGUAGCAGCUUUAAUGAGCUUGUGUUGUUUUUCCUGUAUGUAUGUAUGUAUGUAUGUAUGUGACGUUCGUUAUGAGCUCAGAGAUCCAGUGACGUGAAGAACUGUUGGGUCAUUUGUUCAGCAUGUUCUUCUAGUGAUUUCUACUCUGGUGCCUCAUUUGGGUUUGGUGUUUGUUUGUAAACGUCAUGUUUAUUUUUAGCACUUUUUAGAGCUCAGAUCACUGUGGUCGACAACAUUUCCAUGUGAACUAUGACAGACUAAUAAAAUUAAUUUAUGAUUUA